AUGGUUGUUGCAGACGCAAGACAACCCAUUCUGUCGGUCUCGCCAUUUACGAACAUCGCCCUUCUUCAUCAGGAUAAAGGAGCAUCGGACACUGCCUUGGAUAACAAAAACUCAAAGUCAAUUAAAACGAAUACAUCAUCAACAACAACAGCAACAGCAACAGAUUCUGUAGCCUCGACAAUUACUCCCAGAACUACGUCAAUCUCUACAAUGACUACAACAACUACAACAACUACAACGACUAAUACAACAGCAGCAGCAGUAGCAACAGCAACAGUAACAGCAACAGCAAAUUCAAAAUCAUUGUCCUUCGGGAGUGAAAAACGACGUGCGAUCCAUCAAAAUGCUAAAAAGAAUCAACGUCGGAUUAUCGAAGGGAAUGGUGGCAAGAGUGCAUUGUCAUUCAUGUAUAAGCAUCAGCUCGAUGUACCUGCAAUUUUUAUCUCGACAGUGCUAAUGAGCCACUUUGGUUUCAGGAUGCCCUAUGCAGAGACAUUUCUUUAUCUUCAGAACAAGGACCCCAUCAAUGGACUCUACUCCAAAGCAUGGACAGAUUUCAACUUCAUCUUCUUCUGGAUCGUAGUGUUCACACUCAUGAGGGCUUUUGUAAUGACCUACAUCUUAAAGCCUAUUGCAGUCCGAUGCAAGAUCAAGAGGGAACAUCAACGUACUCGUUUCCAGGAAGAGGGCUGGGUUUGUCUUUAUUACACCGCUAGCUGGACCCUUGGCAUGUAUGUCCUCCGCAACUCCCCUGUCUGGAACAGCUGGUACUUUUGGUUCAAACCCGAGGCCUUCUUUCAGGGUUACCCACACACACAACUACCCCAUAUCACAAUCUGGUACUACUAUGUCCAGUUAGCAUUCUGGCUGCAGCAAGUCUUUGUGCUGCACAUCGAAGUUCCCAGGAAGGACUUUUGGGCAUUAAUGACCCACCAUACUGUGACCUUGCUCUUGAUCAGUGGUAGUGCUCUCUCCAACUUUUGGCUCGCUGGAAACGCUGUCUUUGUCGUCAUGGAUCUUGCGGACAUUAUCCUUGCUUUUUCUAAAUCAAUGAAAUACUUGGGAGUGCCCAACAGGAUUUGUGAUGGAUUUUUUGCAUGCUUCAUGGUAGCAUGGUUGUAUACCCGACACUUCAUGUAUGCAUACAUCUUGCAUGCAUUCAUGUUCACAGCGUACGAGAUGAUUCCAUUCGAGCUCGAUAUCUCCCAAGGAAAAUGGUAUUGCCGCGAACUGGCAUGGUUACCUGUCUUGGGGCUGGCCUUGCUCCAGAUCUUGAUGGUGUAUUGGUUUGCACUCAUUCUCCGGAUAUUGUUCAAGAUCCUCAAGGGCCAUAAUGCAGAGGAUGAUCGUAGUGAAGAUGAACAGUAA
Messenger RNA from Lobosporangium transversale, 1368 nucleotides. Its product is annotated as TLC domain-domain-containing protein. The transcript has 4 exons. Gene Ontology annotation, molecular function: sphingosine N-acyltransferase activity. The coding region runs from base 1 to 1368 and encodes 455 amino acids. NCBI's taxonomy places the organism in Eukaryota, Fungi, Mortierellomycota, Mortierellomycetes, Mortierellales, Mortierellaceae. Gene Ontology annotation, biological process: ceramide biosynthetic process. Gene Ontology annotation, cellular component: membrane. The record is from RefSeq and is a predicted model, not a curated record.